AUGGAAGAUCAAUCUGCAAAUGAUAUCAGGACUCCGUUAUUAUCUGAACUUGACAAAAAUGAUGAUCAUGGAAAUGUAUCCUGCUCAAAUCCUGAGGUUAUGGAACCCGAAGAAACUUCACCAGUCAUGGAGGUGUCUCUGACUGUACCUGUUAACGAUGAUCCCUCUCUUCCUGUUCUCACCGUUCGAAUGUGGGUGUUAGGCGCCAUGUCGUGUGUCCUUUUGUCAUUUCUCAAUCAAUUUUUCUGGUACAGGACCGAGCCGUUAACCAUAACUGCAAUCUCUGUUCAGAUUCCCGUUCUCCUUUUAGGCCGACUCAUGGCUGCCAAUUUCAAACAGCGCGUUUUCUUCAAAGGGACUCGAUGGGAAUUCACAUUGAAUCCAGGUCCAUUCAAUAUCAAAGAACAUGUUCUUAUUUCAGUUUUCGCAAAUUCUGGUGCUGGAAUUGUCUCUGCCAUUCAGGUGGUUACGGCCAUCAAGGUUUUUUACAAGAAGAAAAUUACCUUCUUUGUUUCCCUGAUUGUGGUCAUAACAACUAAGGCACUGGGGUUUGGAUUGGCUGGUAUAUUCAGAAGGUAUCUUGUGGAGCCAGCAGCUAUGUGGUGGCCUGACAGUUUAGUCCAAGUGUCGUUCUUUAGAGCUUUGCACGAAAAAGAAGAACGGACUAAGGGAGGAUUGAAGCGUUUUCAGUUCUUUAUAAUUGCCUUUAUCUGCAGCUUUGCUUACUAUGUCUUUCCUGGCUAUCUUUUUGAAAUGUUAACAUCCCUUUCAUGGAUCUGUUGGAUCUUCGUCAAAUCAGUCCCAGCCCAACAACUUGGUUCGGGUCUCUAUGGGCUUGGUUUAGGGGCUUUUGGGCUUGACUGGUCCACUAUUUCGUCCUACCUCGGAAGCCCAUUAGCAAGUCCAUGGUUUGCAACUGCUAAUGUUGCUGCUGGAUUCUUUCUUUUCAUCUAUGUUUUGAUUCCCCUGUGCUAUUGGCUAGACAUCUAUAAAGCCAAAACCUUCCCCAUAUUUUCGAAUGGUCUCUUCACAACCACUGGCAAGAUUUACAACAUUUCAAGUAUAAUUGAUUCCGAUUUUCACCUUGAUACCACUGCCUAUGAGCAAGAAGGGCCUCUAUACCUCAGUACAUUUUUUACAAUGACAUAUGGCGUUUGUUUUGCAGCAUUUUCUGCUACUAUUGUGCAUGUACUUCUUUUCCAUGGAAGAGAACUAUGGGAGCAAAGCAAAUCAAGUUUUCGACAGAAAACAAAGGAUGUAUACACACAAUUGAUGAGCAAAUACAAGCAAGUUCCUGAGUGGUGGUUUUGGUGCAUUCUUGUAGCAAACAUUGGAUUUACUGUUUUUUCCUGUGAAUAUUACAAGGAUCUACUUCAAAUGCCAUGGUGGAUCUUCAUACUAGCAUGCACCAUUGCUAUUUUCUUCACUCUUCCUAUUGGGAUAAUGACUGCUGUCACUAACCAAGCACCAUACUUGAUCAUGAUUCUUGAGUACAUAAUUGGAUAUACUUAUCCAGGAUAUCCAGUGGCUAACAUGUGCUUUAAAGUUUACGGUUAUGUGAGCAUGACUCAAGCUGUUACUUACCUCCAAGACUUCAAGCUUGGCCACUACAUGAAAAUUCCACCAAGAACAAUGUUCAUUGUACAGUUAGUCGGGAGUAUCAUUGCCAGUCUUGUUUACUUGGGCACUGCAUGGUGGUUAAUGGAGACAAUCCCUGACAUCUGCAAGACGACAUCCUCACAUAGUAUAUGGACAUGCCCUACUGACCAUGUGUUCUACGAUGCGUCUAUCAUGUGGGGUCUUAUAGGCCCUCGUCGUACUUUUGGAGAUGAAGGAGUUUAUACGUCGAUUAAUUGGUUCUUCCUUGGUGGUGCAAUUGCUCCUCUUCUUGUCUGGUUCGCUCACAAGGCCUUUCCUAACAAAAAGUGGAUCAAAUUCAUAAACAUGCCAAUCUUGAUAGGCGUUGUUGGAAUGAUGCCACCGGCUACUGCUGUUAAUUACACAACUUGGAUUAUAGUAGGAUUCUUGUCUGGCUAUGUAGCUUAUAGAUACUGUCCAGAUUUGUGGCAGCGAUACAACUACAUCCUUUCUUGUGCAUUAGAUGCAGGUCUUGCCUUUAUGGGGGUGCUUUUGUAUGUUUGCCUUGGGAUGGAGAAUAUUCGCCUCGACUGGUGGGGCAAUGACCUCGAUGGCUGUCCUUAUGCUUCCUGCCCAGCGGCUAAGGGAGUUGUAGUUGAAGGCUGCCCAGUAGUCUAUUAA
Messenger RNA from Fraxinus pennsylvanica, 2259 nucleotides. The record is from the annotation of a GenBank genome assembly. Lineage: Eukaryota; Viridiplantae; Streptophyta; Magnoliopsida; Lamiales; Oleaceae.